AGUCCUAACAGAACCAGAACCUCGAAGAAAGACAAAACCCUCUCUCAAUUUCGAGCUUAAUCAAUGGCUGCCUCUUGUCUUCUUCUUCCUCUUCUAUACACUCUCUCCUUCUUCUCCCUUUCCUCUUCUCUCUCCCAUGAAACUAUCCUUGACGCAGCCGACAUUCUCUCCGAUUCAGGAUACAGCUCCAUGUCUCUUACUCUCCAAGCCCUUUAUCAAACUCUCCUUUCACAAACUCCUUCUCUCACCAUCUUCGCUCCAUCGGAUUCUUCAUUUAGAAAAUCGGGUCAGCCUUCUCUUGAUAUCCUCCGUUUCCACUUCUCCCCCCUACCGUUGCCUCCACAAAACCUCCGAUUGCUCCCCGCGGGCUCGGAGAUUCCAACGAUGCUGAAUAACCACUCUCUGAUCGUCACCGAGUCGCAUUCCGAUUUCGAGAUUUCGCUUAACUACGUCCAAAUCAUUGGCUCCUCGCCGAUUUAUGAGGAUGGCCUUUUCCUAAUCUACGGAAUCGACAGUUUCUUCGAUCCCAAUUCUCAGUAUACUACAGCAUCUCAGGGACCUAGCCCUAAUCUGUUGUGUGGGUUGAAAAGCCAGACUACGAGUUCCUCCGAUUCGCUCGGUCAAGCCAUGGAAACACUUAGAUCCACAGGGUACUCUGUGACGGCGACGUUUCUUGCUUUGCAAAUGAAUGGAAUCAAGGAUGACGCCACGAUGACCGUUUUUGCUCCUGAAGAUGAAAUGGUGAAGAACCUGCUUGGGAAUUUCAGCGAGUACCCAUCGUUCUUUUUUCGCCAUGUUGUACCGUGUAAGCUUCUCUGGAAUGAUCUGGUGGACUUGGACAACGUGUCGGAGUUACCCACGAUUUUGGAGGGUUUUUCUGUUAACGUCACGAGGUCUGGUGGUGUUUUGGUGCUGAACGGAGUCUCAGUUGUCUUUCCAAAUAUGUUCCACAAUGACAAGCUUGUUGUUCAUGGCGUUAGUGAUGUUCUUGUGGCGCUUUAGACGUCGUAGAAGCUUUCUUUGAUGUGGUAGGCAGAUUUAAAGAUACUCCAUCGUUAUUUCUGAAGUACUUGUUGCUUAUUGGUUUCAAGUUUUCAACUGCUUAACCUCUGGUGGUGCUACCGACUUCUGAUUCAACAAUCGGUUAAUAUUCGAAGGGUUUGACUUUGUUCAUGGAAGUUCUCAUUUUUUUUGUUUUUUUUCUGUAUGUGGCACUGAAAGAGGGAGAGUUAUAUUGCUGAGAGGAAAUAGAUCCUUUACAUUGGAUCAUAUCCACAUGGAUCCUCACCCCAUUUUUGGUUCUCUCUGGUUUUUCUUUAGUGGUAGCUUUCUUAAUUGUUGCUAAUAAAAAAAUCUUG
Messenger RNA from Prosopis cineraria, 1358 nucleotides. RefSeq names its product putative fasciclin-like arabinogalactan protein 20. The coding region runs from base 64 to 1002 and encodes 312 amino acids. The record is from RefSeq and is a predicted model, not a curated record. NCBI's taxonomy places the organism in Eukaryota, Viridiplantae, Streptophyta, Magnoliopsida, Fabales, Fabaceae. The transcript has a single exon.